Lytechinus pictus (painted urchin) is the source of this 3513-nucleotide messenger RNA. Its product is annotated as low-density lipoprotein receptor-related protein 4-like. Bases 603 to 1970 code for a protein of 455 amino acids. Lineage: Eukaryota; Metazoa; Echinodermata; Echinoidea; Temnopleuroida; Toxopneustidae. Gene Ontology annotation, molecular function: calcium ion binding. The transcript has 9 exons. The record is from RefSeq and is a predicted model, not a curated record.
GCGAGAAAGGAGAAAUAUUUAGACAGAAACAUCGGCAAAAAAUUAUUGGUAGAAUUACUUUAUUGAAUGCACUGAGCACUGCUUAUCAAGUGGAAGAUCGAGCUAAAGCCGGGGUAAUAAUAUUUGCUCUUUGUUUCCUCCGGCAAAAAGGGGCUACGUAAAUCCAGCUAUCUUUAUCAUCAUCGUCGUCAUCAUCGUCAUCAUCAUCAUCAUCAUCAUCAUCAUAAUCAUCAUCAACAUCAUCAUCAUCAUCACCACCACCACCACCACCACCAUCACCAUCACCAUCAUCAUAAUCUCAUCAUCAUCAUCAAUCUUGAAACUUGUUUUAACAGGCUAAUGUAAAUGUGGAACUUUGAAUGUCGAACUAAAAAUCGCUUCACUCGCAGCGAAAUCAGAAAAGAGAAACAUAGUAGGAACUCUUGCUUCACUGUAGAUGAAUAUAUCUGAUGAAUUUGAAUUUUCCGUCAACGCAAUGAAGCAGAUGAUAUUAUCGGCCUUACUUUCUUCAAGACCUUCUGUAUUUAAUCUGAAAUCGCAUUGUUUUUGAAAAACCGCGAAUAAUCGAUAAUUUACUAGUUUAGUCAUUUACACACAUAAAAAUGGAAAUUCACGAAUCUGCACGCAGCGUACUUCUAUUGGCGUGCGUCAUGGUAUCUCUAUCCCUGACAGCUGGGAUGUCGGAUUCCGAAGUCAAGACCAGACCAAGGAGGGAUUUAUCGUCAUCACCAUCGAACUCAUCGACGGAGAUGACCCUCCCACAGUAUAUAUCAUGCCAAUCUAUAACUGGUCCAGGGGGAACAACGAUAAGACUCCAACCCAAACUCAGCCCCACACCGCCUGGUAACAUGCCUGCUAUGUAUAACGUUGAUCGUCAUAUCAUAUGCCGUCUACCAGACUGCUACGAGGAUCCAUGUUGGAACCUGGUAAAUGGAGCAUGUGAAGAAACAAUAGACGGGCAAAGAUGUGUAUGUUUACCAGGCUACAUUGGAAUUAACUGCGAAACUGAUAUCAACGAGUGUGAAAGCAACCCUUGUCAAAAUGGAGGCACUUGUAUGGACCUUGUUAAUGAAUACAGAUGUCAGUGUCCCACAGGCUACAUAGGAUCCCGGUGCGAACUUGAGUCAUCCAUUUGCUUUCUUCUCAAGUGGAAUAGUAUUUUCGCGGGUAGUUUGGAACCGAGCAAAUCUCUUCUAGAUACCACUUUCACUGAACUCCCUAUAAAUGGUAUGGGGAAUCCUCAUUCCAUAGCUUACGACCAUGAGGACAGAAUGGUGUACUGGACGGAUAGAGACAAUGAGACAAUUUCUAGGGCCACAAUUAACGGAACUAUUAGUCAGGAAAUCCUUGUAAAUUUGACAGGCCUCGGGGACGGUGAGCUUACGCUGGAGUUUCAGGACAGGAAAAUUUACUGGGUUAGGAAUAUGAGGAAUCAGCGCAUUGAACGAGCAAACUUUGACGGAAGCGAUCACGAACUAUUGACCACUGAUGUGAAUCAGCCCCGUGGGAUAGCUGUAGAUGGAGUGAACAGGAAAUUAUUUUGGAUGGAACAGUGGGGUGUGAGAUCAUCUGAUCUCAACGGAAAGAAUCGAGUCAAUAUAGCGAUGUCAGAAACUUCGUCAGCAAGCUGUGUCUUCUACUAUCAGGGAGAAUUCGGAGACUCUCAGGUAAUUUUCACUGACUUAAAAAAGGUUAAGUCUGUUAAACCCGAUGGAACCAACCAGACGGUAUUGUUCAACUAUGCUGCUUCUACUGCCGUAAGGCACGUCACCGUUUACAACGCGACCGUCUAUUUCAUUACUAAUUAUUAUUUUCAUGAUCCCCUUGGCCUCGGGGAGGUCCCCCUGUCGAACUUGUCAGCAGUUAGGGUCAUAGAAACAUUCAAAGAAAGUCCUAAAGACAGUAGUGGUUCCAUCUUGAACGAGCCUACAAAGAAUAUAAGGGACAUAUACGUCUAUAACAUCACUUAAACAUUAUCAUCGCAACGACCACAUGUGUUUACAAUAGGUUUGCCCCAAAAAUGAGGGCGUCAACAGGGGGGGGGGGCACUGAUCUGAAUACUACAGUGUAGUAGUGUACAGAUCUGGGGACACUUUUAUUGACAAGUGGAUACCAGGCGCAACCAAAGGAAACGCGUAAAAAAGAUAUAUUUUUCAAAAUUGGGUACGUAUAUAAGUACACAACGUAAUAAGGGUGUCAAAACUAAAGCCGACGUCAGUAAUCGCGUCCGUAACAUUACAAUUAGAAUAUCGCUGUAAUUGUUUCGGGGUCAAUCAGGGAAUAAUUGUCAAGGGAACAGUAUUUUUUUUCUCCAAAUCUUGUUAAGGAUUGGGUUUCACACGCCAAUACUUGUUAAGGGGUGCAUUUUCAGAAUAUUGAAAAUACGUGUUUACGUUGAGGGUGCUUUUCGAGACCCCAUGGUCGCGCAUGGUAUUCACUCGUCAAUGGAAGUGCCCCGCGGGAUUUACGGUUAAAUUUGCGUGGGUAUAAAUAAGACUAAAAUGCUUUAUAAAGGAUGUACUCUUUGCCCCGACACUACGCGUUAAGGGGCCUACUUGAGCGAGGUGUGGGAGGUGGGGCGGUUAUAAACCCAAUAUAAGUAAAGGUAAAAAUGACGUUCGUGAUCACGUCUGUGACAUACAUCAGUUAGAAUAUCGCUGUACUUGUUUAGGGGGUCAAUCAGGGAAUACUUGUCAAGGGAACAGUAUCUUUUUCCAAAUCUUUUUAAGGAUAGGGUUUCACACGCCAAUACUUGUUAAGGGGUGCAUUUUCAGAAUAUGGAAAAUACUUGUUUAGGGUGCUUUCCGAAAUCACAUGGACGCGCCUGGUAUCCAUCCGUCAAUGGAAGUGCCCCCCAAGCGUCAACACUUAGCAGUACCCAGUUAGUGGCCCUGGGGCCCUUUGCAGAAAGAGUUGCGAUCAAACACUCAAAAAAAUCUUGCGCAACUUGAUUUUCAGCCAAAGAGGAACCCGUAUUCGGGACUUGCGCUUGAUAUUUUGACUUGGGUUUAAACGUAACUCUUUCUGCAACAGGCCCCAGAACCAUUAAUAAAGAUUGCAUAUUUUUCAUGUAUUUUGAAAUUAUGUCUACCUCAUGUAAUUACGUUGUGUGUUUAUUUCAAAUGCAAGGAAAGCUUUAUAUUCUAUAAGUAGGUUCAUGAUGUUCGUUCGACACAAAUCAACUGGGGUUAUUAAUUCUAACGCUCCUUUUUAUUGUGUUUAUGUUGAAACGAUGCAUUUUUAGCACCUGGUGUGUGAUUAUCUCAGAUAGUGUUGAAUAAUACACUUUCCCCGAGUCACUGGUGUUAUCCAAACAUACCCUAUAUGGGUACUCUUCGUCAUGUUCAUCUGACGUCUGAAAGUGUACUAUGUUAAUUACUGUAUAUUUUGUAGGCCUCUAAUUCUCAAGUGUAAUCGUUUUGUUGCCCUCCUUUCUUGUAAUGAUAUGUCUAUAUGUAAUGUACAAUUAGUAAUGUUUUAAUGAUUUGUGUGAAUAAACUGAAUUCGAACUUG